AUGGUGUUCGAGUCCCUUGUGGCAGACCUUCUCAAUCGUUUUCUUGGCGACUUUGUUGACAAUUUAGAUGCUUCACAGCUCAACAUCGGCAUCUGGGGAGGUGAUGUGAAAUUGGAAAAUCUCGAAGUCAAGGAAACGGCAUUAGAUGAUCUUGAUCUUCCGGUCAAAUUAAAAUUUGGGUACUUAUCGUCACUAGUGCUCAAAAUACCAUGGAAGAAUUUGUACAAUGAACCAGUGAUAGCAACUAUUGACGGGCUCUACCUCAUCGUUGUACCUAACAAGGGUGUUGUCUACAAUGAAGAGAAGGCCAAGAAAAAUGCGGCUGAAAUCAAGCAGAAAACGCUUGCUCGACUUGAGGAAGCACGUAAAAAUCGUCGAAAGCCGCCAGACCCGGCUCAGGACUCUUUUGUUGAGAAAAUGGUCACACAAGUGAUCAAAAAUCUCCAGGUGUCCGUGAGCAGUAUUCACAUUCGCUUUGAGGAUAAAUACACAAAUAGACACCGCCCUUUUGUGGCUGGUGUCACCCUUGAGAAGUUGGACUUCCAGACUACCAACGAAAAUCCUACAAUCCAUCGAGACGUAGUGAAAAUUUUCCACAAACUUGUGCUGCUGGAUAAUUUAUCGUUGUACUGGAAUUCUGACUCUGAAUUAUUUUCGGAUUUACAUGAUAAAAUGGAGAUUCGAAGGAAACUCAAAGCCACUAUUCACACCGGGAAAAGCCCUCCGGCAGGCUACAAGUAUAUUCUUGAACCAAUCACUAUGGAAGCCAAACUGAAACUCAACCAAAAGCCUGAAACUGAUGGAACAAAUUGGCAAACUCCAAAGAUAGAUCUCUCCGUUGAUAUGAAAACUCUCGCAUUAGCUAUUGGUAAAUUCCAAUACCAGGAUAUUUUGUUAUUCCUCGAGGCGCAAGAGAGAUUCAAUCUCGCAACACAAUAUUUGAAGUAUCGACCGAACUUGAACGAGUUUAAAGGUCAUUAUAAAGAAUGGUGGCAUUUUGCAUACAAGGCAAUACUAGAAGAGAAAGUGCGCCGAAGGCGUAAUAAUUGGUCGUGGCCAAGAAUGCGGGAACAUCGUAAGCUCGUCAGGGAUUAUCGAGAUGCUUGGGUGAAGGUUUUGACAGAAAAAAGUCCUGGAGCUGCAGUGGAAGAAAUAGUUAAGAAAGCUGAGGAACAACUGGAUGUGUUUAACGUUAAUGUUGCUCGACAACAAGCCGAAAUGGAUAUUGAUCGAAAAGGAUUGAAAAGGGUGGAGGAUCAGCCUCAAGGUUGGCUUGCUUGGGGAAAGAGCUGGUUCGGUGGUGGUGAAGAGUCAACAACUCCGACAGGAAAGAAAAAAGAUUUCGCUGAUCAAUUUAAUGAGGCAAUGACACCGGAGGAAAAAGCAAAACUGUUCGAAGCGAUCGACUAUCAAGAGAACAUCCCGCCCACAAACUAUCCGAAGGAAUUCGUAGAAAACAAGUUCGAUUUCCGUCUGGGACAGGUUGCUGUAAUAGUAGAUGGAGCCGUAUCACUAUUUUUGCUGGACCUACGGGCUUACGUUGAACAGCGACCCAGCGCUAAUGCUAUGAAUUUGAAAUCCAUAAUCCAAGAACUACGUAUGGAUGGUUGUGGAGCGGAAAUGCUUCGCGUACGCGAUCCUUCGAAGCCGUGGCUCAAUUUGUGUGUGGACACAAAUCCUUUGAAUGGGGAAUAUGACCAAUUCGUGCAGCUCGCGAUUGCUCCUAUUAAUCUCAAGUAUCAUGCUCCUGCAGUGAAUAAUGCAGCAGACGUUUUCAAACCACCGGAAUCAGUCAAAUUGAAUCAGUUGACUGCAGCUGCGAUGUCACGAUACGAAGAGGUCAAAGCAAGAUCGGCUACUGGCUUAGCUCAUGCUGUUGAAAACAGAUCUCGUCUUGUACUGGACAUACAAAUACAACCUGCCACAAUUUACAUUUCCGAAGGUGGCAUAUACAACGCGAACAAACCAACAAUCCUUGCCGAUCUUGGUCUUCUCAGCAUCACAACAAUAGAAAGUGACCCUAACGCAUUAGCCCAUCAAGAUAAAUUACAUCAACUCAUGGAUAAAGCUUAUGAUAAAUUCCGUGUCAAACUCAGCAAUGUUGUUGUUUCUAUGGCUGAGAAUGUGGCAAAAGGUCGAGCAUCACUAGGAGAUAAGGAAAGUCCACUACAUAUCUUGAAGCCUACUGGUUUGGAUAUACAAAUCCAUAAAUGUUCUAUAGACGAUUUGAGGUUGCCCAGGAUGCGUGUGAUCGGAGCAUUGCCUGACAUCGUUAUCGGCAUCUCGGAUGUACGUCUAUUGGAGCUCACUAGGUUGCUCCUCUCUAUACCGAAGCCAGAGCCAGAUUUAGAGGCUGCUGCUAUCGAAGAAAAAAUCCUGGAAUCAACAGAAGUAAAAGUCAAGGACCGAGCUAAAAUGAAAACUAUUAUGGAGGUUCAAGAGAUUGAAUCCGAUGAGCAGCCUAAUCAAGAAGCUGCUGAAGCUGAGAAAUCGAAAACUAGCGAACAACAAGUGCAAGUCGAACUUGACCUCCAUCUUAAUCAAAUUGGUGUCAUUGUGUUACGGAGAGAUGAAGUGCUAUGCGAAGUUUCAAUUCUUCGAAUGGGUUGCAAACUUCAAAUGCGAACGUUUGAUAUGGUUGUAACAGCUGAGUUAGGCGCCGUCCGUGUCUCGAUGCCAAUGUUCAAAUCCAUUGAUCCUAAGAGAAAAUGUUUGUACUUCAUUGACAACGAUGAAGAAGAAGGAUCGCUCAUGACGCUUAAGUUUGUGCAGGCUAAUCCAGAAUCACCAUUCUUCGCUACAGAAUAUCAUUCUACAGAGCAAUUCAUAGAGUUCAAGUUCAGAAAGCUGAGUGUUUCCCUCCAUCAGGAAGGACUCAUGGAGCUAAAGCAGUUUGGUGAAAAGAUGCAGAAAGAAAUCAAUGACCUACAGAAAGAUUCGGAAAAACCAGUACAACAGGCUAUUGAACAAGGCGCUCGAAAAUUAAGUCGCCAAGUUAGUGAAAGUGUCGAAUCUCUCGCAGCGGUGUCGCGCGAAGCUCAAACUCAGGCGGCUGCAGGAAAGAAACGCCGAACCAAAAGAUCUCAAUCCGUUGAAGAAGAGGAUGCAGCUCGUGUUAUAAAAAUGCGAUUGGAAGCGACAAUUGGCAGUUUAGCUGUCGCCAUUGGAACAGAAAAUUCCUUGGAUACUUGGGUUGCUAUAGAAAAUAUCCGCGCAGAUGUCAAGAUGACAGUGAAGGUCAUGAAUGUUACUGCAACUCUCAAAACUGUGAGGAUGGAGGAUAUGACGGAAGGAUCUCUUUAUAAGAAGUUGUUGUCGGUCGCGGGAGACAAAGAGAUGCUACGUUUCGAGAUGGUUCAGUAUCAACGUACGGAUGAGCAAAAGCGAGCGAUGCAGCCGACAGAUAUUGACAUGAGUGUGAAGGUGAGGUUGGCGCAAAUGCGGUUUGUAUUCCUAAAUCUAUGGCUUUGUCGUCUUAUGGCCUGGAUGGCACCGUUCCAAGCAGAAGCAGCUCGAGCUGCUGCUGCAGCACAAGCGGCUGCUUCUGAGAAGGCUGCUGAGGCCGCUCAGAAUGUAAAACAAAUGUUGGCAGAAUCUCCACCGCGAAUCCAGCUUGAUGUGCAACUCGAAGCGCCUGUAAUCGUACUGCCGCAACUUUCCACGAGCCACAAUGUUGUUGUGCUUAUUCUAGGUAAACUAGUGGUCGCCAACCACAUCACGGGUGAUAGGCAAAAUCAAAAGCUAAUUAUGGAUCGAAUGGAGGUCAAACUUAUGAAUAUGACAUUUGGAAUAGGUCGCAUGAGUGACGAUGCAUCAGCGGUAGAGACUUCAUGUGACAUUCUGGAACCACUUUCCUUCAAUAUCGCCGUUCACAGAAAUCUCGUUUUUGCUGCCGUGAAAGAUCUCCCAGAACUCACAGUUGAUGCACAAAUUCCUUCAUUAGUUGUGAAUAUGUCUGAACAUGAUUACAACACCCUAAUGCAGACAUUAAGCGGAAACCUGGCUGAAGGCACUGAACUAACUGCAGUUCCUCCACCUUUGCCUGUUUGUUCAGACACUGUGGACUCGUCAGAGGGUGAAACAACUGGAGAUAAAGGAGAGGAAGAUAAGCUUCAAUUAGAGAAGAAAAAAGUGGCUGGAAAGUCGUCAAGUGCACCAAAAGCAGUCACUCCUCCACCAACACCAGUGGAAACCCCAAAGCCGAAAAUUGUCUUCCAGUUUACUUUGGAUAACAUUGUGGCAGUGCUUUACACGGGUGGUGCUGAUCAAGGAUCUACACGAGCAGCUACCGACGCCUUCGCUGCUAUGAGAUUACAUGGUCUGAAACUCAGUGGAACUAUAAAGGAGGACAAUUCUAUGAAUGUAGCAAUAUCACUGAACACUUUUACCAUGGCUGAUGAACGUCGUGAAAAGACCAAAAUUCACCAGCUGCUCGACAAGAAAAGCACUAAUCAAGGCGAUCGUUUCUUAGCACUUGCUUUCAGCCAGGAUGCCAAACAAAACAAAAAUGUAAAGCUGAAGAUGUCUGCGUUCUUCAUCUGUCUGUGUCCUGAAUUCUUGGGAUGUCUAACGAGGUUCUUCACCGUUGACAAAUCGCCGGAAGAUCUGGAAAAUGAAAUGGAGGCAAUAAAAGCUGUGGGAACACAAACAAAAGCAACGGCUGCCCAAUCCACUGGAUCCGCUGAGAAAGAUUCCGCGGAUACUCCUCCACCAAGUAUUGUCUUAGACUGCAACAUGCAGGGAGUAGAAGUAAUACUAGUUGAAAACUCAAUGAAGCCCGACACUACACAGGCCCUGAUCCUGUCCUUCAACAUGAAGAUGGUUGCUAAUCCAUCGGAAACUGAGCAAGUUAUGAGUGGAGGUAUAGAAAAGCUAUCAAUGUACAGCUCUUAUUAUGCACCAUCGAGAAGAAAUGAAGUAACAUAUGAGGUUCUAAAACCUAUGAACAUCGGAAUAGAAGUGCGUAUUGAUACACCAACAAAAGCUACGGAUGUGAUUCUAAAAAUGUCUCCGAUGGAAGUACGUAUGGCACCAUCGAUUAUUCGUCUUCUCUCGGCUGUGAACACUGAAUUUGCGAAGAGUAGUGCAGUGGAUGAAAAAUCCACGACUGUAUCGUCUCCAAAACUUCGAUCAUUCCCUAACUACUGGAAGCCGAAACGUAUCGAUCAGAAAAAGUUCUUUUUCUUCUUGGCACCUACAGCGGAAGAAGCGUGCGAGGAAGACGAAAAUGAGGCUAAAGAUGCCUCUACUCGUGCUCCAAUAGAGCAUGCUCAUGUCGAGAUGGAGCGAAUUAAUUUUACUCUUGAGUCCGGAGAUAGUUCUGUACCUGUUCCGUUGGUCUUUAUGCAGAUACUUUUGAAUGCGGAGGCAUCUGGGUGGUCCUCCGCUUUGCAGGCUUCUGCGGAUCUUUCACUUCAGAUGUCGUACUACAACGAAGCUCUGAGUGUGUGGGAGCCUGUCAUAGAACCUGUGGAGGUGAGCACUGAUAACUGGGCUCCAUGGAAUCUAAAAAUGACCGUAAAAGGUCGUAAUAAACUGGAUCCAUCGGACACUAGACCUGGAAUGGACGUAAAAAUUGAUGCUGACGACAUAUUGAACAUUACAGUGACUAAGUCGUUGCUCAGUUUACUCAACAAGGUGUCCGAGACAUUUGCUCACGCAGCGAAACAAAUAAGUCCACCAAGCAGUCGUCAACUUCCUGGAAGCUCACCAUUCCUCGUUCUCAACGAGACCGGGAUCAUCAUCAAAUUGGCUGACUCGGAAACCCUGCAGGUUAGCGAAAGUGGGGGUGAAAUAGAAGCACCACAUGGCCGAUUUGUUGAUUUGCGAAUGAACAAGGAGACUGCUGCAGUUGCGGAGGAGUCGCAAGAUAAGGAACGUCUUAGCACAAACCAAGUAGAGCUGAGCGCUGAUUUGCGCAUCAAUCUCUUGGAUACCGUCAGACAGCUGAAGAUUGGCCGUGCUGGGAAAGUUGCGAUUCCACUGCCUAAAAAGAGCGAUGGUGGAAAGCAGUGGAAGAUCAUUGCUGAGACAAGCAUAGAGAAUGGACGUCGACUUGUGACCCUUACAUCACAUGUAGAGGUGACGAACCAUUUGGAUGUACCUAUGGAACUAUACUCCAAGAAUAGUACAAAUCUGGAUGUGUUCGGAAUCGUCGGACCCGGAGAAACAUUGAAAUUAGUGGUUCCGCUGCUUUUUUCACCAACAGGAGAGAUUUACUUCAGGCCUGCAAAUGAUAAUGCGUCGCUCACUUCUAGAUGCGAAGUUAGCUUCGAAUCGGUGACUUGGCAUCAGUUCACCCACCAAAAACGACAAGUGAUUCGUUGCGAUUUAAGUGAAGACACCACCCAGGGCUUCUUCUUUGAAACGGUUGUUCUUGAAGAGAAAGUUCGAGAAGGCGUAGAUCAGAGCACCGAAGUGUAUUCGUUGCAUCUCUAUCCUCCCCUGCAAUUCCACAACAUUCUUCCUUUCCCCAUCACUUUCGAAAUUCCUGUUGCAAUGGAUCUUGCUCCAGGCGAGAAUGUACAGCUGAAUUUGGUACCAGGACUUCGCAUGCGACUUUGGGCUCCAUAUUUGGGCGAGAUGUAUUCCUUGGAUAUGACAAUCCCGGAAGAAAAGCAUGAUCUUGAAGUGGUUGCUUUGAACACGGAAACUGGAUCAUCAGAGUUGCUUCUCGGUAUUCAUUGGAGCACGGAACACGGAGACCUGAAAGCGUAUCUGUACGCACCAUUUUGGCUAGUUAACAACACUUCGAUGACUUUGAAACACAUGGAAAGCGGAGGGAACUUGCUGCGAAAUACGACUCAAUGUAUGCCCUGCAGAAAGGCCCAGCCUUCGCAACAGGAGUUAGAGUAUGCUGUGAAACAUCUUCCUGACGAGAAUCCCUUAAUCUUACCGUUCCCAUCUACGGACUUCACGAAGAAGAAAAAGUCUCGAGUGCUGGUAGAUGAAGCUGGAUCAUGGUCACAAGAGUUCCCUCUGGACACUGUUGGAAAUCCAGCUCGAGUCACUUGUAAAGGAAAAGACAGAGAUUACGAGCUCACUGUGGAUAUCAAACUCUGCCAGUCCGGUCUAACGAAAAUAGUCACAUUCUGUCCAUUUUAUUUGGUGUCGAAUCUGGGCAAAUGGAAUAUGCAAGUCAGAGAAGAAGGACAAUCGACAUGGGUGGAUGUGCCGGCUGAAAAGUGUGUUGGAAUUUGGCCACAACAACGAUCGAAACGCAAGUUCCUUUGUGCUAGAUAUGUUGGACAACAGGAAGAGUCUCUUCUCUUCCCCAUAACGGAGAAUUUCGAAACUCUUUGUCAUAUUGACAACGACAAUAUCGGUGUUGAAGUUUGCGUCUCUACCUCCGAAUCUUCUGUAGCCAUCCACUUGACUCCAUUCCAGCCUGGUAUGGCUCCUGUCUGCAUUAUGAACCACCUCAAUAUGCCGGUGAAUUUCGGACAGAAGGGUCAUACGAUGAAGACGGUUGGAACCAACGAAAUGGCCUUCUUCACUUGGGAUAACGUCACUGAGAACAGAAUUUUUGAGUUCUCAGUUGGGGAUCACAACGGCGAAGACAAACUAGAUCAGAACCGCUUAUUGGAUAUUCAACUAGACAGCAAAGUUAGAAAGUUUGCUUACCUUGCCAACUUCCUUAUUGGUAGUCAACGGUUCAUACUGUUUACGCGUGAUUUGGAUAUUGCGAGAUCUGCAUAUGGUUCGUGGGAAACGGACAAUGUGGAUCUACAAGCGGAAGUUGCUCUGCAAGGUGUAGGACUUUCAAUUGUGGACAACAGCGUUGGCAAAGAGUUGUUGUAUAUUGGGAUUUCGUCGUCGGACAUUCUUUGGGAAGAAGAAGUGAAGAAGGGGCGAUUCAAGCCAUUUGCUGUGAAAAUUAUGCAGGGAUUGGAGGAGAAGUACCAAGAGCACCUUUUAGAACCAAAAAAUGGCUUCCAGCCUAUUGAUCAGUUCGAGGUGUGUUUGGAAACGAUGAUUAUGAAAAAGAAGAAGGGCAAGGAGGUGAAAAUACGACGGAUAUUCGAGAAAGGAAUAUGGGCCAACUACGGUAAAAGCACCGAACGUACACGUAUGCACCUGAAGGUGAAUCACCUACAAGUUGACAACCAGCUGGAGACAUGCGUGUUCCCACGAGUACUAGCGGUUGUACCGCCACCUAAGAGUGUCGUAGCUGAUAACGCUCCGAAACCUUUCAUUGAAAUUUCGCUAUUGCAAAGGCAGUCAGAGUUUUCGACAGUCCCUGAGAUUGAAUAUGCUCGCGUUCUUGUCCAAGAAUUUGCUGUACAAGUUGACCAAGGACUUAUUAAUGCUUUACUGGCACUGAUAGCAUCUGAAGUCAACAAACAAGCAUAUGGAAAAGAAAUGUUUGAGACGGAUAUGAACACAACUAGUGUACGUCUGGAGGACACCGCAAAACAAUACCGUUCAAAUCAACCGAGAUCAUUCUACAAUGAUCUGCACAUUUCACCUCUCAUGAUCCACUUGUCAUUCUCACAAGGCGGUACUACUGGAGGAGGAUCUUCGCCUGCGAUGCCUAUCCAAUCGGAGUUCUUCAAAGUUCUGUUCCAAAGUGUCGGAGUGUCUGUCACAGAACUUCAGGACGUAGUUUUCAAACUUGCGUACUUCGAACGAAAAUGUGUUUUCUAUCGAUCAGAUCAGUUGAACAGUGAGAUAAUUUCGCACUAUACAAUGCAAGCCCUGCGGCAGAUGUACGUGCUUGUGUUGGGUUUGGAUAUCAUCGGAAAUCCAUUUGGACUUGUUCGCGAUUUGUCAGCUGGUGUGGAGGACCUUUUCUAUCAACCAUUCCAAGGACUUAUUCAAGGACCAGAGGAAUUUGCCAGCGGUGUCGCGUUGGGUGUACAAUCAAUGUUCGGUCAUGCCGUAGGUGGAGCAGCAGGUGCCGUUGGACGAAUUACAGGCACAGUCGGCAAAGGUGUUGCUGCGUUGACUUUUGAUGCGGAGUAUCAGCGGAAAAGACAGGAAGACUUAAAUCGUCGACCGCAAUCGUUUGGAGAGGGAAUGGCGAGAGGUGUUAAAGGUCUUGGUAUGGGUGUUGUGGAAGGAAUUACAGGAGUAGUUACGAAACCCAUCGAAGGAGCUAAGCAUGAAGGUGGAUUGGGAUUUGUGAAAGGUGUUGGAAAGGGUUUGAUUGGUGUAGUUACACGUCCGGUGUCUGGUGUGGUCGAUUUUGCAAGCAGUACUAUGCAUUCAGUUCGUACUGUAGCAGGAGCAGGCAAAGAAGCUGGAGCACUAAGACCACCAAGAGUCAUACGACCUGAUCAUAUCAUUCGACCUUAUAGUCAACAUGAGGCGUUAGGGUUUAAGAUUUUCAAUGACACUGAACGUGGUGAACUAGCCGAAACCGACGAAUUUAUUACGUACGCCCCUAUCACCGACAGAAUUGUGUUACUUGUCACAAAUGAGCAGCUGGUACUUACGAAACGAACGGAUAUAAUGGGAACGUGGGCAGUGGACUGGCAGACCGAAUACGAUAAAAUUAAGGAACCUAUCUUUGUCGAGAAUGGCAUCAAACUUGUCUUAAAGGAGAAGAAACGUGGAUUCCUUGGAAUUGGCUCAACAGAAGGAAAGAUAAUAACUUUCGAAAAUGCCGAUGCUAUUCAACAAAAAGUGCUUGCUGCGUAUAAAGCUGCAACUGAGCUUCCUCCUUGA
Messenger RNA from Necator americanus (New World hookworm), 9669 nucleotides. RefSeq lists its product as uncharacterized. The transcript is spliced from 78 exons. The coding region runs from base 1 to 9669 and encodes 3222 amino acids. Gene Ontology annotation, biological process: protein retention in Golgi apparatus; protein targeting to vacuole. The record is from RefSeq and is a predicted model, not a curated record. NCBI's taxonomy places the organism in Eukaryota, Metazoa, Nematoda, Chromadorea, Rhabditida, Ancylostomatidae. Gene Ontology annotation, cellular component: extrinsic component of membrane.